AUGGAAUACUUUGAGCUCGGAGACCUCCAGCAGUACAUCGACACCCCUCUAAAAGAAUCCGAAGGGAGAGAAAUCACAGAUCAGAUCCUCGAAGGAUUGGCGUUUAUGCACGAAAAUGGGUUCAUCCACCGUGAUCUGAAACCUGCCAACAUUAUGGUGGUCGACAAGAGCCCGGAGUGGUUCGUCAAGAUUGCGGACUUUGGCAUCAGCAAACGACGGCAUCACGAUACCUCGCUUCUCACGAUGCAGCGUGGGACACUUGGUUUCGCAGCACCCGAGGUUAUUGGAUCAACCUCAGACCAAUCAUACACAUACUCAGCCGACAUGUGGUCGUUGGGCGCCAUGGUGUAUCGCAUUCUCACAAGCAAGAUGGCAUUCGAUUCCAUAGGAGACCUGUUCAAGUAUGUUCGCGACGAGAUCGAAUUUCCGGUUGGUCCGUUCGAAUUGUGCAACAUCUCUCAAAGGAGCCAAGACUUUGUUCUCAUGCUCAUGGAACCGUGUCCUGGGUCUCGAGGCUCCGCAGCCUCAGCUAGGAACCAUCAUUGGUUGAUUGAACCUCUUGCUCCCACCAAUGGAGAAGACUUCUAUCGGCUUGAGGCUGAUAACACCGAGAUGGUUAGGAAUACAGACCUAUCCGUGCCCUCAAAGGCUUGGAGUAGCGAUGAAGAACCCAGCCUCUUUCCAUCUCGCAAAGUCAAGGCAUCACUUAACACUUUAUUCUCGGCUCGGUAUCCUGCAUUACAGCCUACCUCAAUAGACCCAACCAUGAGUCCCUCGCAGGAGAAAGGGCACUCCUCAAACGCCCUUCCCCCUGAGCCCGACUCUACAGUAAAGCCUGAGAUCAUGAAUGGUUCAGACACUCGCUCUAAGGGGCCAGCAAACAACAAACCAGCACGCUCUUCCUUGAAGUCUUAUCCCUCUUUUGAGAGACCGGCCUGGCGGUCAAGCCAUUACACGGACGAAGAUGAAUACUCAGAAUCGGAUGUAUACACAGAUGACGAGAACUCGGUUUCUAGCAUCUAUCCCAGCUCCUCCGCAUCCAUACCGGCAAAUCAUCAGUCAAAGUCAAGAUAA
Molecule: messenger RNA, 1074 nt
Organism: Fusarium vanettenii 77-13-4
Lineage: Eukaryota; Fungi; Ascomycota; Sordariomycetes; Hypocreales; Nectriaceae
Exons: 3
Coding region: 1-1074 (357 amino acids)
Biological process (GO): autophagy; autophagosome organization; peptidyl-serine phosphorylation
Cellular component (GO): cytoplasm; autophagosome
Molecular function (GO): protein serine/threonine kinase activity; ATP binding
Source: RefSeq, a predicted model, not a curated record